AUGUCGGAGUUGCAAGCCUUUGACAUGAUAAAACACAUGCUGUUCUGCCUCGGUUUUCGCGAUCAAUACAGACCUAACAUGGUAGCCCUUCAGGUGCAGCUAUAUCAAUUAUCUCGUUUGAUUUUCGAUAAUUUAUACGACAUCCACGUUCAUUUCGAACGCCACGACGUUUCUCCAGCUUUAUACGCCGCUCCGUGGUUCCUAACUCUAUUUUCCUCCCAAUUCCAUCUAGGAUUUGUAUCCAGACUAUUCGAUCUUAUCUUUUUACAAGGUAUGGAGGCAGUUUUCAAAGUAUCUUUAUUGCUGUUGACAACUUUUCGAGACGAUUUACUACGACUGACGACUUUCGAGACCAUUGUCGAUUACCUGAAAAACGUCCUGCCAUCUUUAGAUAACGAACAAACGUCGAGGAUUUUGGACGAAGCUAUUAGUUUAGACGUAGCCAAAUCUUUGCAGUCUUACGAAGUGGAAUAUCACGUACUCCAAGAAGAAAUGUUCCACAACACCUCAAAAUCCACGGAAUCAUUAUCCAGGCAGGAGAUUACCAACAACGAAUUAAAGCAAGAAAAUCAAAGCUUAAUUGAACAAUUACAGGCAGCAAAUACGACCGUGCACAAUNAACAACAGCAACGUUUCU
Centruroides sculpturatus (bark scorpion) is the source of this 637-nucleotide messenger RNA. RefSeq names its product TBC1 domain family member 1-like. The record is from RefSeq and is a predicted model, not a curated record. The transcript has 5 exons. The annotation marks the transcript as partial. Lineage: Eukaryota; Metazoa; Arthropoda; Arachnida; Scorpiones; Buthidae.